AGAAAAGCAGAGUAUGUAUAUUUGUGAUGUAACGGGGCGCCAUUUGAGGAUCGCGAGUUGGGGCAUGAAAAUUGGACUCCAUUACCUUAGACUUGGUGGCUUCACAAUUACUGGGUUACUGCGCUAAUCAAGCCGUGCUGGGCCGAAAUUUUGAAGACACCCGUCGGGCACGCGCGAGUCGCACACAGGCGGGGUACGGGGGCGAGUGAAACAGAGACGGAUAGAGGUGCGUGGUUGAAAACCCUAAUCGGGUAUCGUCCACUCGCCGAAGGCCCUCGCGUGGAUGCGCAGUUGCAGAUCCAGCGAUUGUUGCUUGCUUCUUCUAUGAUGAAAUAGAGCGCACCCCCGCCACUCACAUCCACCGGUAUUGCUAGUUAAGCCUGUGCUGGAAGAGAAUAGGUUCUCGCCAUGGAUAUUGAUCUCAGAUUACCUUCAGGUGAACAUGAGAAGGAAGAUGAUGAACCAAAUGGAAUUGAUAAUAUGUUGGAUGGAGAAGAUAAACCCCAUAAUAGAGUUGGGGAGAAUGGGAAUAUUUUGAGCAUUGGAGAGGUUCAUGCUGAAGAUGGUGGGGUUUUAAAUUCUCCCACAACAGAUAUAGUUGAGUUCAAAGUGGAUGCAAAUCUUGAGCCCCUUUCUGGUAUGGAGUUUGAAUCUCAUGGGGAAGCAUAUUCCUUCUACCAAGAAUAUGCUAGGUCUGUAGGUUUCAAUACUGCAAUACAAAACAGCCGUCGUUCAAAGACAUCAAGAGAAUUUAUUGAUGCAAAGUUUGCAUGCUCUAGAUACGGGACCAAGAGAGAGUAUGACAAGGGUUUUAAUCGGCCACGUUCCAGACAAGGAAAUAAGCAAGAUCCUGAAAAUGCAACUGGUCGACGGUCAUGUUCAAAGACAGACUGCAAAGCAAGCAUGCAUGUGAAGAGAAGAUCAGAUGGAAAAUGGAUAAUACAUAGUUUUGUAAAAGAGCAUAACCAUGAGCUUCUGCCAGCCCAAGCUGUUAGUGAACAGACAAGAAGGAUGUAUGCUGCGAUGGCUAGACAAUUUGCUGAGUAUAAAAAUGUGGUUGGUCUGAAGAAUGACACCAAAAAUCCAUUUGAGAAAGGGCGGUAUUUAGCUCUAGAAGCUGGGGAUACAAAAAUAUUGCUGGACUUUUUUGCGCAAAUGCAGAAUGUGAAUUCCAAUUUCUUUUAUGCAAUAGAUCUGAGUGAAGACCAACGUCUGAAGAGUUUGUUUUGGGUUGAUGCCAAAAGUCGGCAUGAUUACAUCAAUUUCAGCGAUGUGGUGUCUUUUGAUGCAACUUAUGUCAGAAACAAGUAUAAAAUGCCUCUUGUUCUUUUUGUUGGAGUGAAUCAGCACUAUCAAUUCAUGUUGCUUGGAUGUGCUUUGGUGUCUGAUGAGAGUGCAGCAACAUAUUCUUGGAUAAUGCAGAUGUGGCUGAAAGCUGUAGGUGGCCUAGCUCCGAAAGUUAUAAUUACUGACCAAGAUAGAGCCUUGAAAUCGGUUAUUUCUGAGAUUUUUCCAAAUUCUAAUCACUGCUUUUGUUUGUGGCACAUAUGGGGGAAGGUUACUGAAAAUCUUAGUCAUGUAAUUAAACGGAAUGAAAAUUUUAUGGCAGAACUCGAAAAAUGCAUUUACAGGUCAUGGACAGCUGAAGAAUUUGAAAGCAGGUGGCAGGGAAUUGUUGAUAGGUUUGAUCUGAGAGAGUAUGAUUGGCUCCAAGUAUUGUAUGAAGAUCGCAAACAAUGGGUGCCAACAUACAUGAGGGAUAGUUUUCUCGCUGGAAUGUCCACGGCUCAGCGAUCCGACAGUGUGAACUCUUUCUUUGACAAAUACGUGCAUAAGAAGACCACUGUGCAAGAGUUUUUGAAACAGUAUGAAGCAAUUAUACUAGAUAGGUAUGAAGAGGAGGCCAAAGCAGAUACUGACACAUGGAACAAACAACCUGCAUUAAAAUCCCCAUCACCUUUGGAAAAGCAUGUUGCUAAUCUUUACACCCAUGCAGUAUUUAAAAAAUUCCAAGUAGAAGUUUUGGGUGCAGUUGCUUGUCAUCCUAAAAGAGAGAGACAAGAUGAAGCAACCAUUACAUUCAAAGUUCAGGACUUUGAAAAGAAUCAAGACUUUAUUGUAACAUGGAAUGAAUUGAAGUCCGAAGUUUCUUGCAUAUGCCAUUUGUUUGAAUAUAAAGGUUUGAUUUGUAGGCAUGCAAUGAUAGUUCUCCAAAUUUGUGGUCAUGGCGAGAUCCCAACUCAAUAUAUAUUAAAGCGUUGGACAAAAGAAGCUAAGAGCAGGCAUAUUAUAGGAGAAGAAUCUGAUCAGAUACAAUCUAGGGUUCAGCGCUACAAUGAUUUAUGUCAACGAGCAAUGAAACUAGGUGAAGAGGGAUCUAUAUCUCAAGAGAGUUACAAUAUUGCAGUUCGUGCACUUGAAGAAGUUUUUGGGAAUUGUGUGAGUGUGAAUAACUCUUGUAGGAAUCCAGUUGAUGCUGGCACUUCUGCUACUCAUGGUCUUCUUUGCAUUGAAGAAGAGAAUCAAAGUAGAAUUAUGAGCAAGUCAAAUAAAAAGAAGAAUCCUGCGAAGAAAAAGAAGGUGAACUCUGAGCAAGAUGUUAUGGCUGUUGGCAUGCAAGAAAGCUUGCAACAGAUGGACAAGCUGAGUUCCAGACCUGUAACCCUUGAUGGGUAUUAUGGUACACAACAAAGUGUGCAAGGAAUGGUACAAUUGAAUUUAAUGGCACCAACUCGUGAUAGUUACUAUGGCAGUCAACAGACCAUCCAGGGGCUGGGACAAUUGAACACCAUUGCACCCAGUCAUGAUGGUUAUUAUGGUGCUCAGCAAAGCAUGCAUGGGCUGGGACAGAUGGAUUUCUUCCGAGCACCAACUGGUUUCACAUAUGGCAUUCGAGUUAGUUUUCUAGUUCUGGUUUUGAAGUUCUAUGAUGUGAUUUCAUUUGGUAUUACAAUGCCUUUUAUCAUCAUGGCAGGACGAAGCAAAUGUGAGAUCUGCGCAGUUGCACGAAGACACAUCGAGGCAUGCAUGAGAAAUGCCUCUCGCUUGCAAGAUGGAUUUUCACUCUUUUAACCUUAGACAGGGGAGUUCAAUUGAGCAGAAUUCACUUUCUUCGCAAGGGAGACGCAGAGAGACCCUUUGAAAUGUUUGUAAAGAAUGAAAUGUAUCAUGCAUUGUGGGCGGUGGUUGGAGGAGCCUUCCCCUAUGGUGCCUGACCUAUUUGACGUCUGUAGAAUAAGGAAUGAAAAAAAAAAAAAAAGGGCAGUACCACAGUUGUUUAUAUAUCUCACCAUCCAUAAUAUGGGGAACUUGUUAUAGUUGCUGGGGGUUGGGAGAUGGGCAUGUAUCAUAUGUAGAGGUGGUUGUAUUUUAUCAUAUUGGUUGUUUAGGUCCAUAAAGGAUCUUUGAAACCCCUUUUCAGUUUCUUGUGUGGUGAGAUUUCCAGAAAACCCAGUAUUUUCGACUCGAACAUUGUACUCCGAAGAAAUUCGCAGCCAAAAUGGAAUCCGUGAGUGGUGGACUGUGCUGAAGGAAAGAAAUAGAGGGCAAGGGGAUGGAUCAAUUCAUUUUGCCAACUUAAGGGGCUGUGUUUGACGGUAGUACUUGGCAGUAUAAAUUUUAAACUCUGUAUUUAAAUUUAUGUGAAUUUGAAUAAAAUAUAAUAUUAAAUUUUUAAAAAAA
Molecule: messenger RNA, 3681 nt
Organism: Malania oleifera
Lineage: Eukaryota; Viridiplantae; Streptophyta; Magnoliopsida; Santalales; Ximeniaceae
Product: protein FAR-RED ELONGATED HYPOCOTYL 3
Exons: 7
Coding region: 409-3072 (887 amino acids)
Biological process (GO): regulation of DNA-templated transcription
Molecular function (GO): zinc ion binding
Source: RefSeq, a predicted model, not a curated record